CCAUAUUUAUUUUGGAACUACAUGAGGAAGGCGAAUAUUGGUGUCUCAUCAGUGGGGUUAUCAAUAGCAUCAAACAGUGUGCAGUUUAAAUCAUGCACGAACCAGCUUGAAUUUUCAGCUUUAUAGCCACUUUGUAAUCAUUUUUUUAUGUUAGCUUUUUAGCUUUCUAAACUUGGUUAUCCAAGUUCAAUCAUUGUAGUAAAAGGUCAGGCAUAGCCCCCCUUUUACAAGCUUAUUCUCAAGUGGCUAUAAAGUCUCUGACUUAGUUUGAAGGUUAAAAAAAAAAAAAAAAAAAAAAAAAAAAGAGCUCGGAGAUGGCACAGCAACAGGAGGAGGAUGGCACUGUGUACACAUUGGAAGAAGCACUCACAUCACUCGGAUUUGGCAAAUUCCAGUAUAUGGCGAUGUGUUAUGCUGGUCUUGGUUUUAUUGCAGAAGCAGCUGAGACUCAAAUUCUGUCUUUUAUAGGACCUGCUUUAAGGUCCCAAUGGGAACUUUCUCCUAGUCAAGAAAGCCUUAUGACUACUGUCGUUUUUGUUGGCAUGCUUAUCGGAGGUAUUUUUUGGGGCUUCAUCUCAGACACUUAUGGAAGAAGGAAGGGUCUUCUAAGUGUGGCAAUAGUUACUGCAUUAUCUGCAGCACUCAGUGCGUUUGCUCCUAAUUAUAGUUCGUUGCUAGCUCUGCGUACGAUGGUUGGUUUUGGAAUAGGUGGACGAGCUGUAUAUGGAUCUUGGUUUUUUGAAUUUGUACCUUCACAAAACAGGGGCGUGUGGACGAUUAUCAAUACAGGUUUUUGGACAAUUGGAACAAUACUUGAGUCCUUAUUAGCAUUGAUGCUUAUGCCAAGAAUAGGCUGGAGGUGGUUACUGGCUUUAUCAUCUAUACCAUCAUUUGCAGCACUUUUGUUAUUUGUAUUUACAGUAGAAUCUCCUAGAUAUUUGUGUGCCGUCGGUAGAACAAGAGACGCCUGUGAUAUUUUGAACAAAAUAGCUGUGGUCAAUAAGACGCAACUUCCCCCUGGAAAGCUUGUCUCCUCUCAACUUACUGAGGAAUUACUUUCUCCCGGAAAAAACAAAAUCUCAUCAGGCUUCUCAUCCUUACUCGUCCUUUUAUCCCCCACAUUACGUAGAAAUACCCUCCUCGUAUGGGCGGUUUUUACUGGAAAUUCCUUCUCAUAUUACGGCCUUAUAUUGCUGACCUCUCUGUUUAGCAGUGGACGAUGUCAACACUCGUCAAUUGCUUUGCAAACCAACGAUGAUCAGAGCCUUUAUAUAAAUGUGCUCAUCACUAGUCUUGCAGAGAUCCCUGGAGUUAUUUUAUCAGCUAUGCUGGUCGAGAAAGCUGGUCGGAAAUUGACUAUGGCACUUAUGUAUGCUUUAUACUUCCUAUUCCUUUUACCACUGCUUGCACCUCAACUGCCUGCUUUGACUACCGCCUUGCUAUUUGGUGCUCGUACUUUCAUCAUGGGAAGCUUCGUCAUUGCGGGUGUCUAUAGUCGAGAGAUUUAUCCAACCUCAGUGAGAUCAACUGGUUGUGGAGUUGCAAGUGCUGUGGGGAGAAUAGCAGGGAUGGUCUCUCCUAUAGUUGCAGUGCAAUUGGUUAGAGGUUGCCACCAGAUGGCUGCAAUUCUUUUAUUUGAAGGUGUUUUACUUUUAUCAGCAAUUAGUGUUCUGCUCUUUCCAGUUGAGACCAAAGGGCGUGAACUUGUUGAUCAUGUCUCUUCGUAGAAAGAAAGUUGUAUACCAAUUAGUAGCUAUGUCAUACUAUGUGCUCUCCACGUUGAAGAUAAGUGGAUUAAUCUAUAGAAGAUGCAGCUCUCUAAGUCAUGUUGUUGCUUGUUACUGCAUAAAUUUUAGAAUUAAGUGUAAAGGUAAUUUCAACAUUAACGAGCCAAAUUUCGUUAAUAAUGUAUUAUGAUUGUCAAUAUAUAUAUAAGCUAAAUCCGUUAUUUA
Lycium ferocissimum is the source of this 1952-nucleotide messenger RNA. Its product is annotated as organic cation/carnitine transporter 7-like. The record is from RefSeq and is a predicted model, not a curated record. NCBI's taxonomy places the organism in Eukaryota, Viridiplantae, Streptophyta, Magnoliopsida, Solanales, Solanaceae. Gene Ontology annotation, molecular function: transmembrane transporter activity. Gene Ontology annotation, cellular component: membrane. The transcript has 5 exons. Gene Ontology annotation, biological process: transmembrane transport. Bases 315 to 1727 code for a protein of 470 amino acids.